Dibothriocephalus latus is the source of this 264-nucleotide messenger RNA. Lineage: Eukaryota; Metazoa; Platyhelminthes; Cestoda; Diphyllobothriidea; Diphyllobothriidae. The record is from the annotation of a GenBank genome assembly.
ACCUGCAACAAAGUCUACGCAGCACCUGUCCUUGAAGCCUUCCAAAAGCGUGUCUACGAGGUCGAAGAUAAACACUCAGAUGCUAUGGAACUCUACAAAGCCUGUGUGGCCGCUGACCAGGAUGCCAAGUUGAAUCCCUACUUCUGUCUCUUCUUUCGCCAUCAAGACAGCGUGCUUAUGGUCUACCUUUGUAGAAUUAUCAUUUCCAAUUGCAAGGACCGCGAACUGGGUAGGCACUCCCGUUCCGUUUCUUCGGAUUGCUAA